AUGAGUAGAUCGGGUCAAGCUCCCGAUUUGAAGAAGUACAUGGACAAGAAGUUGAGCAUAAAGCUGAACGCGAAUCGCACGGUGGUGGGGGUGCUGCGGGGCUUUGACCAGUUCAUGAACCUCGUGAUUGACAACACUGUGGAGAUGAGCGGCGACGACAGGACCGACAUCGGCAUGGUGGUGAUUCGCGGAAAUAGUGUUAUCAUGAUUGAAGCUUUAGAGAGUGGAAGCGACCUGAUCGACGCGCUCCCAGCGAGAAUCUGGCACCGCAUCUUCCACCUGCUGCUGGAGCGCCCCUGCACCGCCACCCCUCCGCACUCCGCGGGCGGCCGCUACUACUGCCGCGCGCGCAGCACGGCGCAGCGAGCAGUGGUCAAUCCCAGAGGCACCGGCGAUGCCGCCGCUGGUGGGACUGCCGGCGGCGCCGCUGAUGGUGCUGGCAGUAGUGCCCCACGGGGCGCUGAGAAUCGUGCGGCUGUGCCCGUGUUCGUUAAUCCCGGGGUGUCGCCGUGCUGGCUGCAUGCGCGCAACGCUCGAACGUUCGGCUCCUCGUGGCCCCUGCUGUGCUGCGCACUCGCCAGCAAGAGGCUGCUUAACCACGUUGUCUCCUUCUCUGUGGGUGCUCCUCUCCCCCAGUGGACCACCAGCGUGCGCUGGCUGCUCUCCCGCUCUCCCGGCCUCCCCUCCAUCCGCCUCUCCUUCUCCCACCCCUCCCUCAUCCCCCUCAUCCGCCGCUCCUUCACUCUCCCCUCCUCUCCAGCCUCCUCCUCCCUCUCAUCCCUGCAACUAAGCUUGGGUGUUAGAGAGAACUUUACAGAAGAGGAUUACAACCAGAGCGACUGGAAUCUAGGCUUUCUCAAACACUGCUCCUCCUUCCACUCCCUCACACUCGGGCGUGGGGCCUGGCGCUUGGCCCUGGCUGCCAUUUCCCCUCAGCUGCACGAGUUCUUGUUCUGCGAGCCGUGGAAGCUGGAGGAGGAGGGAGGGGAGGACUGCAAAGGACUGGUGCUGCUGGCGCUCGAGUUCCCCAGGGCUCGCCGCCUCUCCUUCCGCUUCCUCACCCACGAGCUCAAGCUGAAACUCGCCCUUUCCCACGACUCCCUCACCUCCUUCUCAGCCUGCGCCCAGUCUCUCACUCUUUCCUGCCGCUCCGCCCGUCCGCUCGCGUUGACCCAGCUGUUGCUGUUUGGGGAGGAACGAAUCCAUAUUGCUUCUUUCAAGGUUGCCUCUGUCCGUGCGCUUUACCUCAAUGGUCCGAUUAACCUGCUGCCUCCACGCCCACACCGCAUCCCAGCUGACGUUCGGAAAGCCAUGGAGAUUUGUGGUGACUCCUUUAUGUAUCUUCCGCCGCCGCAGCCUUUUGCAUGGGCAGACUGGCUGCAAGUAUUCGCGCCAUCGGUGGAGCUGCUUAUAGCGAGGCAUGACAUUGACCUUGAAACUUGCAGGUUCCCCUGGCCACAGCUACAGAGCCUCGGGAUUGUCGUGGCGAGCGAUUACGAUGUGGUGAACCCAGUGCGAGGGGAGAUGGCGGUGGAAGAUGUGAAGAGAGCAGAUGGGGAUGAGAUGAUCAAGUGGACGAGAGCGCAGAGAAGGAAGGAGCAGGUGUUCGGGUUCGAGACAUGUCGCUCCUCCAUCGACAGGCAAGAUCUUACAGGAGGACCAGCUAGUAUGCGUCAACAUGCAAGCGUCGUGUUACUUAUCUUUUUCCUCGAAGUCAUAUUCUUGCGUGGAGAAAUGGCCGAAACACAAUGGUCAAAGGCAAUUCGUGAUCUGGUGCAGUGCGCAGACGGAUUCGCAGGCAAAGUCACUGGCGGGCAUUCUGGUCCUUUCUUUUGGGUCACGACUCUUUCGGAUUCUGGACCUGGUAGUUUGAGGGAGGGAGCAACAAUUCACGGCUCGCGCUGGAUACUGUUUAACGUUUCUGGAACGAUUUGCCUCUCUAGCCCAGUUGGUGUUGCCUCCAACAAGACAAUAGACGGCCGUGGUCAACGCGUCGUCGUCUCGUGCAAUGGUCUUCAUAUCAGACAUGGUGCUCAGAACAUCAUCAUCAAUAACCUUAUUUUCUGGAGAGGUGGAGAAGAUGCCAUUCAGCUGAAGUACGGGGCACAGCGAGUUUGGGUCAACCAUGUGAGCAUUGGAAGAUGGGGAGAUGGCGCGAUUGAUGUAACACGUGGCUCUACAAACGUCACAAUAUCACGAUGCCUCUUUCAUCACCACAACAAAGUUAUGCUUGUUGGUUCACAGACGGAUGCUGAAGAAUCCAAAGACCAUCCUGUGAAUCUUCAUGUCAGCAUUCAUACUAAUUGGUUCGCUGGAACCGUUCAGCGCCAUCCUCGAGUUGUUGCAGGAUUGGUUCACGUAUAUAAUAAUGUCUUCCAGCAUUGGGGACUGUAUGGAGUUGGUAGUACCUGCCAUGCCCAGAUAGCCAUGGAGAGCAACAUUUUCCUCGCAGGCAGGUCAUUUUCGGGUGCUAGAAUAUUUGAUCGUCUGGAUUGGCCCAGUAAUUUUGGAAGAACCCGGUCUGUUGGAGAUUUACUUAUUGAUGCAGCACAUCUUCACGAGUACGAUCCAGAUCAUGUAUUCAACCCCCAAGAAUUCUACAAUUAUUCUGCAGCUGAAGCUACUCUGGACUUGAUGGUUGAUGUAGCCAGUAAUGCUGGUUGGCAUGAUGUACGUCUUUCGUCUGAGGCCAUCAAAAGGUGUUAA
Closterium sp. Yama58-4 is the source of this 2706-nucleotide messenger RNA. The record is from the annotation of a GenBank genome assembly. NCBI's taxonomy places the organism in Eukaryota, Viridiplantae, Streptophyta, Zygnematophyceae, Desmidiales, Closteriaceae.